This is a messenger RNA of Uloborus diversus, 2361 nucleotides long. RefSeq names its product peroxidase-like. Gene Ontology annotation, biological process: response to oxidative stress. Gene Ontology annotation, molecular function: peroxidase activity; heme binding. The record is from RefSeq and is a predicted model, not a curated record. Lineage: Eukaryota; Metazoa; Arthropoda; Arachnida; Araneae; Uloboridae.
AUGUUGGAAAAUGUGUCUUACGCAACUCUUGAGUACUCUUCGUUUUGUGUUCUGUUACCAUGUCCUGUUAAGAGAUCCAUGAGUGAUUCGAAAAAGGCUGUUACGAUCAAGGAAACCGAACAGCAAAAGUACCUGGUGGUUACGGCUACACUGCUGACACUAGGUCAGCCAGUGUCAUAUUCUAAUAGGCCAACACCUUUAAAUCCUAAUUUUUCAAGUGAGUGUGCUCUUGUUGUUAUGUCUGAACACAAAAGACGGUCGGAUACUUCGACGAAAGGACUCCGGUAUUUCGCCAAUUUUAUACCAGGGUUGAAAGUUGCUGCAAGUGGAGACUACGGAGAUAUAUGCAUUACAUACGAUGAUAUUAGUCAAGCCACAUAUGAAGCUAGAGGAAAAAUAGGUGAUGUGCCAAAAGAAAUUUAUGAACUGUCUUCGGUGUACCCGGAGUAUGAACAUAUAGCAGUAUCUGCGGAAAUAAUACAAGAAACGACUCGAAUAUUAGCUCACAGGUUCUCCCUGUCUCGUGAUACUAUCAUUCACGCUUUACCACGGAUUGACACCAGCAAAACCGCCAUCAAAGAAAUUUGUCCUACAUUCUUGAGACCCGUCAAGUGCGAACUUACCCGCUACAGAACACUGACUGGCAUGUGCAACAACCUGGAACAUCCAUCUUGGGGAAGUGCCCGAUCCGCUAUGGUCAGAUAUCUGCCCCCAGAAUAUGCAGAUGCCAUACAAGAGCCAAAAAAAUCCGUGGAUGGCAGCGAAUUACCGAGUGCUAGAAUAGUGAGCUUUAUGAUGCAUCAUGAUGUAAGCGAACAUCAUUCACACAUCAAUAUCCUUUUAGUAUUUUGGGGACAAAUGAUUGAUCACGAUAUGACUCUCGCUGCUCAAACAGUCGAUCAUGACAAGAACGACAUAGAGUGUUGUAAAUUCCCGCCAGAGCAUCAACAUCCUAAUUGUAUGAACAUCAUGGUUCCACACGACGAUCCCUUCUACAAAUACUUCAAACGGCAAUGUUUGGACUUCGCUAGGAUUUAUCCUGGCCCAAAGCCAGGCUGCAAACUAGGUCCACGUUUUCAAAUAAAUACUAUUUCUGCAUAUAUCGAUGGAAAUUUCAUUUAUGGAAGUAAUCAAGACGUUGCAAGCAGGCUGAGAGAAUUCCACGGAGGUCGUCUUAAAACAAAUCCAGUAUAUGCUGAACUUGGACUGAAAGAUUUGCUGCCGCAGAAGAUGGUAGAGAAAGAUGUUGGCUGCACGUCAAGGCCAAGAAAUGUGUACUGUUUUGAUGCAGGAGAUGAAAGAGUAAAUGAGCAACUGAUGUUGACCGUGAUGCACACGCUAUGGAUGCGUGAGCACAACAGAGUCGCUGACAUUUUAGGCCAUAUCAAUCCACAUUGGGAUGACGAAACAAUUUAUCAAGAAGCCAAGCAUAUCGUCGCUGCAGAAAUUCAGCACAUUACAUACAGUCAGUUCCUUCCCAUUAUCAUUGGGAUGCAGACUAUGGUUAAGUACGACCUAGUACCUCUCAAACACGGUUAUUAUGAUGGAUAUAGUCCCAAAGUGAAUGCGGGAAUCCGAGCCGCUUUCCAGUCAGCUGCAUUCCGAUUUGGACACAGUCUGUUACCCGACGUCAUUGAAAGAUAUAAUAAAUUCCAUGAGAAAAUAGAUUCAAUCCGGGUGUCAACUGUUCUUCGGGCAACCUUAAAUCUUUACAAGCCAGGAAUUGUGGAUUCAUUCAUUCAUGGUCUAAUAAAUCAGAAGGCAAAUGCUAUGGACCCAGAAGUAACAACAGAAGUUACUAAUCACCUCUUUGAAAAACCUGGAGAUGGCUUUGGUAUGGACUUAGCAGCGAUGAACGUUCAGCGAGCAAGAGAACAUGGUGUUCCUGGCUAUACAAAAUUCAGAGAGUAUUGUGGCCUGCCAAGAGCUCGGCAUUUUCGAGAUUUAAUCGGUAUUUUGCCGAAUAAAACUCUUCAUCGCUAUUCCCAAAUUUACAGGCAUGUAGAUGACAUUGAUCUUUGGAGUGCAGCUAUAUCUGAAUAUCCUUUACCAGGAGCAAUUCUUGGGGCAACUUUAUCAUGUCUCAUUGCUGAACAGUUUGCAAAUCUAAGGAGGGGAGACCGCUUUUAUUAUGAGAAUCCCGGAUGGCCUUCUUCAUUUACUCCAGAUCAGCUAACAGAGAUACGAAAAGUAAAAGUCGGACGAAUCGUUUGUGAUAACACAGAUGAUACGAUUACGAUUCCAAUGAACACAUUUAUGCUUGGUGAUCAUAUUCGAAAUCCUUUAGUAGAAUGCAACAGUCAUCAUUUCCCUCAUAUGGACCUGACGAAAUGGCAAGACAACAGUUAUGAUAAGAAAUAA